CGCGGCGAUAACCACGCGAAGUAGACGGAGAGUCCUGCUUUAUCUAACACAGAAGGAUCGUCGUACCGCAGAAGUAGGUGGACAAGCGGAGAAAGGAAGAGAGUUCAUCUGCGUUGAUGGCAAUCGACAACUUCGCUUUCUUUGUGUGACUAGUUUUUUUGCGUACCUUCUGCGUAGUGGUGGACACUUUCUAGUGCUCACAACUUGGCACGAAGAAGAGAAGAGCACAUCUGAGCUUGGGUCUUCAUCCUUCAACAUACUGCGUGUGAGUGUGUCUUCAUCCUUCAUCCCAUACAACGCGGCAGUAUCGUCUCCAGCAUCCUUCUUGGUCUUCGCAUACUUACGAGCCAUCCUCUUUGCGUCCCACGAACCAUUUUUUGAUUGUACCAGGCCAGGAGUCCACUUCUGCUUACAGGUCUCCACAAGAAAACACCACACCAGUGAGUCUACAGACGACAGACGAGGCUCCAUCCAGACCGCAGACGAGUCUCCACUCAUCUCCCUAGCCGACGUCACCGGAGAUUCUCUAUGGAGUAAAACGGCUUGUUGUGAGGAGACCUUGUUGGAAAAGACGUGA
Messenger RNA from Amoebophrya sp. A25, 577 nucleotides. NCBI's taxonomy places the organism in Eukaryota, Dinophyceae, Syndiniales, Amoebophryaceae. The record is from the annotation of a GenBank genome assembly.